AUUUGAGAUAUAAAAAGCCAUUCAAUUCGCACCACAGAGUAUAGUUUUACGAGGAUUCUCUAAGAGAAGACAAGGAAAAAUGCGUGCUUUUGUGAUUUUAAGUGUCAUCGCUGUUGCGUCUGCAGGACGAUUAGGAUACAACUACCAACCGGGAGUAUCUGGAUCCAAUGAUUUCAUUUCUUCCGGAUCGGGUUACAAUCCUGUAUUGUCCCUUGGCAGUGGACAAGGUUCCAGUUUUGGUUCUGGAAACUCAGGACUCGGAAGUGGCUUUGGUGGACAAGCCCAAGGAUCUGGUAUUAGUUAUGGCAUAAGCGGUGGAUCAGGUCUGGGAAGUGGAAUUAACUACGGAUCUGGACUGAACGUUGGAGGUGGUUCAAUUGGAUCAGGUUUUGGUAGUGGAUUAGGAUCUGGAAUCAACUAUGGAUCAGCUGGUUCGAUUGGAGGUGGAGUCAGUUAUCAACCUGUUACCAACCGUGUCAUUGACGGUGGACUCAGUAAGGAAUACUUUAUCUUUUCUGCUCCAGAGGAACAAGCCCAACAAGGUUACAACACCCAAAGUGUAACCACUUUAUUGAAAAAGAAUCUUCGUGUUAUCUUCAUCAAGGCUCCAGAGAACAACGGAAUCCACAAUGCUGCUCUCCAAAUAGCCAAACAAGCAACUGAAGACAGAACUGCCAUCUAUGUCCUUAGCAAGGAACCUGAUGUAUCAGAAAUUGCCAACCAAGUCCAACAAAUUAGUGAAAAUGUUCGUGCUAAGCCAGAGGUCCGAUUCAUUAAGUACAGGACACCUCAAGAUGCCAUUAAUGCUCAACGUACUAUUCAGCAACAGUAUGAAGAAUUGGGUGGAUCUUCACAAAGCUCCAAUGAAGGUAUUGCCCCCGUUUUGAACUUUGCUUCUCCCGCUGCUGCCGUGCACCAUAAUGGACAAGGUUCCAAUUUGAUUGCGUCCGGCUCAUCAGUCAGCCCUUCAACAUCAUCUCUCGCUCUGAACUUUGCUUCUCCAUCAGCACAAGGUUCCCAAGGCCUUAAUUUGGGAAACAUUGGUUCGUCUUCUAAUAAUAUCGCUGUAAAAUCCGAAAAAGAAUACUUGCCCCCUGCUGUUAAGAAAUGAGUAUAAACUUUUGUUGUCUAUUUGAAUUAUGAAUUGUUGAGGUUGAAAUAUACUGCUACGAAUAAAAAUUAUGAACUUA
Molecule: messenger RNA, 1190 nt
Organism: Eupeodes corollae
Lineage: Eukaryota; Metazoa; Arthropoda; Insecta; Diptera; Syrphidae
Product: glycine, alanine and asparagine-rich protein-like
Exons: 2
Coding region: 80-1111 (343 amino acids)
Source: RefSeq, a predicted model, not a curated record